AUGAAAGGAAACGUAAAAGGGUUCUAUACGAAACCGAAUCUAAUAUUAAUUUAAUAAAAUAAUAUUAUAGUAUACUCUACCAUCGAUCAUAAGUAUAAAUAGAUUGAAUUAUUAUCGGCGAGGUCUGAUAAAAAUUUUCUUAGUGAACAUAAUUUUACCUCAACUAUAUUGCAAUAAAAUUAAAUAUGUCAGAAACUAAAAUGAGUCGACUUGAAAUAAUAAACUCCGUGCCGUUUGAUGAAUUCUUCAAUGCUGAAAUUCGUAUGUUACGUUACAUGGGACUGUUACAUUUUAAACGUAUAUUUUCAAGUCAAGAAGAAUCUGAAUAUUGGUGGGAAAAAAUCACUCCACUUUUUGGGAUAAUAACACUGUCUCUAAUGCUGUAUUUUUUGACAGUUGCUCUCAUACAAAUUAUAGCUUACGAUAUUACUCUUGCCCCUGAAAUGUUUACGGCAUUACUAUCAGCUUCACUUUGUUGUUUUAAGGCUCUAAGAUGCUGGACACAUAGAAAAGAACUUUUUAAUUUUAUUAGAAAGCUUAAAGUACUUUGGGAGACUGCUUCAUCAAAACAAUUAAUAACAGAACCAAUACUAGAUAGUGUACUUUAUGCCAAAUCAUUAAGAAAUCAAUUAACAGUCGGAUUAUUGUUAUUGGUUGUUACUUAUGGAUUUUCUCCAUAUGUGGUAUUUAUCGACCAUUUUAUCUCUCACAGAGACGAAUAUUUUUUUAAUUUUUCUAUUAUUAUAUACCCCAUCAGUUAUCCUUUUACAGUUAACACUUUUCCCCGGUAUUUUAUAUGUCUCAUUUUUGAACAAACAAUUCUUUUGUUAUGCUACAUAUAUUGGCUUUGUGGAGAUGUCAUGUUUAUGCAAUUAACAACUCAUGUUAGCAUUCAUAGCACGAUAUUAGCGAAUAGACUGCUUAGUCUUAAUGGAACUGCACUCAAUGAUUUUACAAAUAAUAAAAAUCAUGAAGAAUUAACAAACAUUGCAUCGGAACAUCACCAACAGUUUUUAUAUUGCCAAUGGCUCCAAAGAUUUUUCAGUCCAAUUGUCCUUUUUGUCACGUUGAUUAAUGCAGCAAACCUUUGUUUUUCUCUUUUUCGCGUUGACCAAGAAAUCAAUCAGAAGAAUUGGAGCGGUCUUUUAGUGAAUGCAAUACAUUUACUUGCUGUUUUAGGUCAAACAAUUUUGUACUGCAUGCACGCAGAAAUGUUAACUGUUAAGCUUGAAAAUGUUGGUGAAGCCAUUUAUUUCUGUGACUGGACGGGCUCAUCUAAAAAGUUCAAAACAAUGGUUUUAAUGAUCAUGAAACGCGCUCAAAAAGAGUAUAAGUUUACAGUUUAUGGAAUAAUAACUUUCAACCUCAAUCAAUUCACAAAGAUUGUAAACGCAGCUAUGAGCUAUUUUACAUUAUUGAGAAGUUUUGGAUAGUUUACAAUAAUCAAAACUCGAUAGUGAAGACAAAUAUAUGUUUAGUCAGGUCACAAUAGUAAUUAAUAUGCAUUAUAAAUUAACUAAUAUACAAAAUGUU
Molecule: messenger RNA, 1533 nt
Organism: Cotesia glomerata
Lineage: Eukaryota; Metazoa; Arthropoda; Insecta; Hymenoptera; Braconidae
Product: odorant receptor 22c-like
Exons: 8
Coding region: 186-1433 (415 amino acids)
Biological process (GO): sensory perception of smell; detection of chemical stimulus involved in sensory perception of smell
Cellular component (GO): plasma membrane
Molecular function (GO): olfactory receptor activity; odorant binding
Source: RefSeq, a predicted model, not a curated record